Molecule: messenger RNA, 1440 nt
Organism: Trichomonas vaginalis G3
Lineage: Eukaryota; Parabasalia; Trichomonadida; Trichomonadidae
Product: papain family cysteine protease domain containing protein family
Exons: 1
Coding region: 1-1440 (479 amino acids)
Source: RefSeq, a predicted model, not a curated record
AUGCUAACACAAAGCGAUCCAAUAAUUCUAAUUCCAACAGAGAAUUUUGAGAUCCCAGAAUAUUAUUCAGUUGAUAAAUACUACGAUGUUCCAGUUAAGGAUACCAAAUCCUACGGUUUUUCAUGGAUUAGCGCUUUUAUUUCUUAUAUGGAAUCGAUUUAUCGAUAUCAAUUUACAUAUUCCGCAAUAGAAUCUCUGAAAUCACAAUAUUUAGAGAUGUCAGAACUAUUCCUGAUGAAUAAAAUUGCAACGGAAUGCCCGAAAGUAAAUUCAACAAAAGCUUGUCAAUACAUCAAAUCUGUCAAUCAAAAAGAAGGCAGUUUAACCCUCAUACCAAAUUUAUUAAAUCAUUCUGCUGAUGUUUUACAAGGUCUAGCUCCAAACUCAAUAUGUAAAAAUAUAAUUGAAAAUUGCAAUGCCUCAAAUCAAAAAGAGUACAUAAAAUUCGAUUUCAAUCUUACAGGAUGGUCUACUCAUGUCAAAGACAUCAAAAGAUUACUUAUCCGAUAUCAACGACCUCUUUUAUUUGCCAUGCCUGAACCAUUACAUCAGAAAUAUACACUGUGUGCCGAAAACGAUAAUACAGAGCCUUGCAAAUCAAAAACAGUUAUUUGUCCAGACUCAACAGACGAAAAUCCAUUUUACUGCAAAGUUACGACCGACCAAAGCUAUACACCAUCAGGAGAAUUCUUCGUUCCACCAUAUCUACAAGCUGGAGACCCAAUGAACUUUGUUAUUGUUGGGUAUUCUGACACUUUUACACCUUCUUGUGGAAAAAUCAAAGUAGAUUACAUGAAAUAUCCAUCUGGUGGAUUUAUUGUUCGUCCUGCCAAGUCAAUUUCAACAGGAAAUACAAUAAAUUAUUUUACAGGAGAAUUAUCUGGAAAUGAAGCUUUUAAAUUAUGUCCAAACUCAUUGGAUCCUAAAAAUUGGAUUGGUGUUGAUAUUUCUUGCAUGAAAUCAAAAAAUAAUUUUGAUUUAUGUCCGGCAAUUCCUUCUACAGUAGAUUACGCAACUUCUGUGCCUGUAACAAAGCUCAAAUGCAUUGAUUACAGAUAUUGUUCUGAAAAUGGAACAUAUUCUUUAAUUCAAGUUCCAACUGAUCCAGAAAGAACAACUUUGAUCGUGAAUGGAGUUGUAAAGGUCUUGGAACAUAUUAAUGGAACCUCAAAAGUUAUUGAUAUCGAUCAAAUUCCCAUUGAAAGAUUAAAUCAAGUUUUUACUCCAGAAAAUGUUGCCAAAAAUGAUGAUUCAUGCGGCAAUUGGUUUAUUCCUUAUGAGAUUGUCGACAGAAUGUCUAGAAUAAGCACAAAAUACUUGGAUAGAACUUUUGCUUUCGAUUUAGAGGUUAAAUUUGAUACAAAUUCAUUGCCUCAAAACGCACAAAAGUUCAAGCAAUCAAAUAUCAAAAAUAGCUUACAUCAAGCUCCAAAGCGGUAA